Messenger RNA from Pseudomyrmex gracilis, 681 nucleotides. Its product is annotated as protein PXR1-like. The transcript has 2 exons. Lineage: Eukaryota; Metazoa; Arthropoda; Insecta; Hymenoptera; Formicidae. The annotation marks the transcript as partial. The record is from RefSeq and is a predicted model, not a curated record.
AUGGAGCAAGAGAAAGAUAGAAGAUAUAGAGGAAGAACAGGAGAGGUGGAGGCACAGAAGAAAAAGAAAGUUAUCUGCUGGGACAUCGAGGCAAUAGAAAGUUUUAUUGCAAAUACGGAAGAAAUAAGCUCAACGGAAGAGCAUGAGGAAAUGAGUCUAGAUUUUACAUGGAAGAAACUAAAAGAGCUAGUAGAUAAGGCAAUGAUAAAAAAGGAUAUUAGGAUCAAAACAAAAAGAAUAGGAUUCAAAGAAUGGUGGGACAGAAGUUGCACAAAGAUAAAAAGGAAUACCAAGAGAAACAAUAAGAAAUGGAAAAGUGAUAAAAUAACGAGGAAAGAAUACUUAGAACAGAAGAAGGAAUGGAGAAGAUAUAUGGAAAAGAAAAGAAAAGAGAAAAGAGAAAAAAAAGAGAAAACACUGAAAAUGAUUAGGACGGAAGCAGAAAUGGAGGAAUGGAGAAAGCACUUUGUGAAUCUGCUAGAAGGGCAGGAGACGCGUGAGGAAAAAGAAGACAAGGGGAACGAGAAAUGGGAAAAAGAGGACGAACUAAGAAAAGAGAAGAGGCAAGUGGACUACCCAUCGGAAGAAGAAAUAAGAAAGGUUGUGAAGAAAAUGAAAAUGAAAAAGGCAGCGGGAAUAGAUGGCAUUCCAAUGGAGGCCUGGAGACUAGGGGGAGAAACG